Molecule: messenger RNA, 207 nt
Organism: Ambispora leptoticha
Lineage: Eukaryota; Fungi; Glomeromycota; Glomeromycetes; Archaeosporales; Ambisporaceae
Source: the annotation of a GenBank genome assembly
UGGCUAAUGAGAAAUGGAUUUGGGCUAAUGACUACCUCAAUAAGAAGUGGAGAUUUAAGAAAGGUGAAAGAUACGACUUUUACAUUCACUCUUUUUUGAAGGGAAAGAAUAAAGGGAAAAAUUUCCUUUACGACUACUGCUUGGCAGGAAGUCCUCGGGAACUGGAAAAACAGUUUAGGAGGCAGUGGUUAAACGAACAAUAUCAUG